This is a messenger RNA of Bipolaris maydis ATCC 48331, 284 nucleotides long. Lineage: Eukaryota; Fungi; Ascomycota; Dothideomycetes; Pleosporales; Pleosporaceae. The record is from RefSeq and is a predicted model, not a curated record.
UGUGGAAAAGACAAGGAUGAUGUUCCUGUUCCUGAUGCUAUUUCCAUGUCAAAAUGUCUUUUUUUUUGAAUGAAUGGCUUGAUCAUUAUUUUCAUGGGUUUUCAGAAAAUUCUAGAGUUUAUUACGACAUGCAUAUUGGUGUUGCUUUCUUAAAAGGUCGUAUGUGUGUGAGAGAGAGAGAGAAAAAAAAAGGAAAGGUUGAUAUUCAAGCAUAGAUAAAGGAAAAGAGGUAUCAAGCGUGAUUACACAAAAAAGAAAAAAAGUCAGAGAAGGCCCCCUAUACU